This is a messenger RNA of Ramularia collo-cygni, 1362 nucleotides long. RefSeq lists its product as uncharacterized. The record is from RefSeq and is a predicted model, not a curated record. NCBI's taxonomy places the organism in Eukaryota, Fungi, Ascomycota, Dothideomycetes, Mycosphaerellales, Mycosphaerellaceae. Bases 1 to 1362 code for a protein of 453 amino acids. The transcript has a single exon.
AUGCAGAAUGUCGAGAUUAAUGGCGAUGACUUGCAGGUAGCAACCUCACCAUGCUUGGAAAGUGUUACGUUGCGAUACGAAGCCAAGGAGGAGGAAUUUGAGAAUUACAACUAUGAUGCUUUGCUGGAGAUGAUCGCGGGCGCUGCCCCAAAUCUGCGCCAUGUCACAUUGGAAUCUGGUGGAGAAUAUCGAUGCACCCAGGGCCACACCAAUUCCACCGACCCCAACUUACAACAUCCAUGGGGCCCUCGAAAACCAUGGCGAGCCGAUAUAUUCCCGAAACCGCAACCGCCUUCUUCGAAAGCCUUGAAAGGCUUGGACAUUCGCCGCUGGAUGAACAAAAAUGACCUCAUCGUGCUAAGCAACAAAACAGACUUCUCGCUGCUCCGUAGUCUUCAUAUACAAGCUGGCGUAGAGGAACUUUGCUGGCUGACAUGUCGUCUCUCUUCUCUACAAACAUUGGAUAUCAAUCUUGGUGAAAGGAAUGGCAUCAAUACGGAAGAGCUACAUCCGGCGACAAAGACAUUCUUCCUGUCCCUGCCACCUCUCAAACACCUGACGCUCAGAGGAACAUGGACCAGCGACACUCUCGAGGUCAUCUUAGGAAGACACGGCCCGACAUUACUCAGCCUUUUCUGCCCUGUUUGCACCUCACCGAUUGAUGUAGAGCUAGUGCAAGCGUGUUGUACUGUCCUAGAAGAGCUUUCGAUUCCUAUCCAGCGAACCCAGGGCGAUUUUCAAGAAGUCGCGAUGUAUCGAGCUCUUGGACAACUUCCCGCCCGCACCGUGACUCUCUCCUUACGCCAAACAGAUCCCGUACACACACGCAAGCACUUUAGCGAACGCCGGCAGCUCUGGGAUCCCGUGAAGCCGUUGCAUGCCCAUUUUAGCGGGGACGAGAUCCGCGAUCUCCUAGUCAAUUGCGCUGUUGAUGAGGACCUCUCCCAGAGUAUCUUUGUUCAGAUAGCUUCACGCAGGGAGCAAAUGGGUCUACCAAUCUUGGAAACUCUCAACCUUCAUCCAGAGAAUCUCAGUCCUUUGUUCUUCCGUCAUGGAUAUCCCAGAGCACUCCUGCUUCCAAUCGCCCACCUGUAUCGAUCGUGGUCGUGCGUGCGCAACCCAAGAGAUGAUUGUGCGACAACUAUGUGUGCAGUCAAGCGAGGGCCACCGCCAGGCUCAUCGCUCCCGCCGGGCGUCACACUGACCUUGGGUGUAGAUCCUGUAGGGGAGUGUAUCAAACGAGGCCUGGAUUAUGACACACUUGACCCAAAAGUCGAGGAAGUCUUGAGGAGGAUUUGGCCUGGAAGUAGCCCCUGGCAAGAUAUCUGCCACAGUCUGCCGCUUGCUGGCCAGACUGAGUAG